CCAGGAAGUGACGUCGCCGCUCCGUCAGAGUGUGUUGAUGUUUUGUGGACGGGCGGCUGGAGAACCAGAGGAUCCGCGUCUUGUUUUUGUUCAACAGAACCGUCGAGCAGCAGCGGAGCCGCGCUCCCCGUGGUGCGACGCGGGCCGAGCCGGAGCAGAGCAGCCCGCAGACCCGCAGCCCGCACCCCGGAGACCCGCACAGCCCGCACAGACCCGCACAGACCCGCACCACCCCGCAGCUCCCCAUGACGAUCCUCCCCAAGAAGAAGCCCGGCUCCGGGGUCGUGUCGGACCACGCCGAUGACAGCGACCGUCGCAGCGGCUCGGACCCGCACCAGCACCCGCACGCGGGCCGCCCCGGAGCGCGGCCGCGCGCGUCGCCCCCCUGGUCCUACCAGCCCGCCGCGUCCUCCAGAGACGAGCGGCGGAGCGGCGAGGCCGCGCGGCCGCAGCAGGCCUCCCCGACGCCCGGCGGCUCCGCGUCCCCGGGGGGGCCCGGGGGACGUGAGGGACGCGAGGGACGUGCGGGACGCGCGGGAGGCGCGGGACGGCGGCGGGCUGGGGGCGGGGCCGCGCGGGGAGCUGGCGGCGGCGGUGGCCGGGGUCGCGGGCUGCGGCGGCGGCAGCUGCUGCUCCGGGCCCGGACUCAGCAAGCGGCGGCGGCAGACAGGCAGCUGCUCCGGAGGAGCGGCGGCAGCGCUGGCCGGAGGAGGGCAGCCAGGACAGCCCGGAGGAUCCGCACAGGACGCCGAGGAGGGAGCCGGAAACAACAGCGAGGACGAGUACGAGAACGCGGCCCGGCUGCAGAGCGUCGACCCGGCCACCGUGGAGCAGCAGGAGCACUGGUUUGAAAAAGCUCUGAGGGAAAAGAAAGGCUUCGUCAUCAAGAAGAUGAAGGAGGACGGAGCGUGUCUGUUCAGAGCCGUGGCUGACCAGGUCUACGGGGAUCAGGACAUGCACGAAGUGGUCAGGAAACACUGUAUGGACUACCUGAUGAAGAACGCUGACUACUUCUCCAACUACGUGACGGAGGACUUCACCACAUACAUCAACAGGAAGAGGAAAAACAAUUGCCACGGCAACCACAUCGAGAUGCAGGCGAUGGCUGAGAUGUACAACAGACCAGUGGAGGUGUACCAGUACAGCACAGAGCCAAUCAACACGUUCCACGGCAUCCACCAGAACAACGACGAGCCAAUCAGAGUGAGCUACCACCGCAACAUCCACUACAACUCGGUGGUGAACCCCAACAAGGCCACCAUCGGGGUCGGACUGGGACUGCCCGCCUUCAAACCCGGGUACGCCGAGCAGACGCUGAUGAAGUCGGCCAUCAAGACGUCGGAGGAGUCGUGGAUCGAGCAGCAGAUGUUGGAGGACAAGAAGAGAGCGACGGACUGGGAGGCCACCAACGAGGCCAUUGAGGAGCAGGUGGCCCGGGAGUCCUACCUGCAGUGGCUCCAGGACCAGGAGAAGCAGGCCCGACAGCCCCGUAAGGCCAGCGCCACCUGCAGCUCGGCGACAGCGGCGGCCUCCAGCGGACCAGACGACUGGAGCGCCCGGUCGCCGCGGCAACGCGACUCCGACCCCUCCCACUCCCACUCCCACGCCGACCUCCCACCCGCCCCGUCGACCCACAACAAGCCCCCCCCCGCCGGAGCCGCCCUCAUCCUGAGCAAACCCCCCCCCUGCGCGCCAGGUCCCAGUAAUCAGAGUCGUCAUCAUUUGGAGUACAGAGCCAUCAUGCAGGAGAUGUCACCUACAGCGUUUGGUCUGACGGACUGGGAGGACGAUGAGAUCCUGGCGUCGGUGCUGGCCGUCUCUCAGCAGGAGUACCUGGACAGCAUGAAACAUCAGAGCUCCGCCUCCAUGCAUCGAGAGAGAGAGCCGUCACCUGACAGCAGCUGAUAGCCGGCCCACACACACACACACACACACACACACACACAACGAUGACCUUUGACCUCCCCUCCUCACCCUCCCCCCCCUCACCUCUGACCCUCAGAAGGAGAUUGACCAGGGAAAAAAAUAAAACAUCCAACACAGAAAUGCACACUAGUUUUUUUCUUUUCAACUCACCCGUUCAUCACUCGUCUCCUCGUUACCUUCCCUCCUUUCCUCUUUCUCGUGUCCUUCCAGCCAAUAGUGAUCCAGCAUUACUUUCGUUUCCUGGUUACAACCCAGAUGGAGCUUUAUCUUGAUGCCGAUUUGGGAUCAGUUGUGAUUUAAGAUUUUAUUUUGAAAUCCACAGACACCAGUUUUAAAUUUUAAAAUCUUUGUUUUCGUUCAACAGUUAUUUGGUUCCUAGCAGGCUGUUAGCUCUGCAGCUAUCAGGACCAUUGGUUUCAAUGAGGAAUGCUAGUCAGAAAUGAAAAGACGUCCAGUACUUAGCGAGCUAUCACCUCAAGUCUUACUAUGUUUUUAAGCUAGCUCCUGCUAACAGCGCUAACUGGUUAGCUUAGCUAACCUCGUAGCUCCCAAUGGCGGCCAUUUUGUGUCAAGCAGCACACUUUCACUUUACAUCGUCAUCCAGGAAAUAAAAUCCAGUCAGCUCUGACGUCAUGGUCAGUAACACCUCCUCUCUCUCCUUGUUGUCCUUCUCCUCCUCAUCAUCCUCCUCCUCCUCCUCCACACCACCACCAUCAUCAUCAUCAUCAUCGGACUUAUUUAGCUGCAUGUUUAAUCGACCACGACCAAUAUCAUCAUAGAGAAAAAGCGACAAAAAAAAAAAAAAAAAAAAAAGGAGAUAAAAAAUGUGAGAGUUGUCAUACUUAUCCUCUUAAUGAUUGAUUAUUAUUGUUGUUAUUAAUAAUAUAAGUUUGUUUUAUUUUAUUUUAUCGUUUGGGAUGAAAAUACCUUUUUUUUUCUUGGAAU
This is a messenger RNA of Anoplopoma fimbria (sablefish), 2871 nucleotides long. It is a transcript of the gene otud5a, whose product is annotated as OTU deubiquitinase 5a. Gene Ontology annotation, molecular function: K63-linked deubiquitinase activity; cysteine-type deubiquitinase activity. The record is from RefSeq and is a predicted model, not a curated record. NCBI's taxonomy places the organism in Eukaryota, Metazoa, Chordata, Actinopteri, Perciformes, Anoplopomatidae. Gene Ontology annotation, biological process: protein deubiquitination.